Moneuplotes crassus is the source of this 1004-nucleotide messenger RNA. NCBI's taxonomy places the organism in Eukaryota, Ciliophora, Spirotrichea, Euplotida, Euplotidae. The record is from the annotation of a GenBank genome assembly.
AUUAACAAUAUGGGUGCAGUAAACUGCUGUUGAAAGAACGAAGAGAGUCAAGGAGCCUCCAAAUCCAUCAGCGACAAGUAUUCUGAGACUACUCAGAAAGGGAAUGAAAUCACAAGUGGUAAAAGAGGCAAGAGAGUUAGAGUCAAGAAAAACGAAGGCAAGAGGGAACCAAGAGAAAGUGAAACUACAGCUAGGUCCGAUAACCUAGGCUCAGAGACCAGUUUAGACCAUACUCAAGAAGAGUCGAAAAUUAGCCAUUCAGAUGAAUUUGAUCAAGAUUCAGAUAGUUCUCAGUCAGGUUCUUUAUUCUCAACAAAUAUGGAGGAGCAGUAUACCAUGCUUAAGGAAGAAAAAUUAAAGCUUAAGAGACAAGAUUGCAUUAAAUUUGAAGAUUCAGAUUAUUCUUCCGAUAGCAGUGAAGAGGAAGGGGAUGAAUUCAAUCAGCAAGAUUUUGUCAAAAUUCAGAAAAGCCUGAUGAAAGAAGAGAGACUCAAAGGGAACAAUCAGAAAAUUUAAGGAGAUUAUUAACAAGCUUUAUUCUGGAAGCAAGCACAAAGAUAACCCAACUGUCAUAUUGCAAAGGUAUCAGAGAUUCCUGAAGAGAUCUACAGAAACAAUACUCAAACAUCUUGGGAUUCAAGGAACAGGGCCAGGAGGAAGACCAUUGCCAAUUAAAAAUGAGAUCCAAGAAUUGUUCAUUAAAGAAGUAGAAUCCCUCAUAAGAGGCAAUAAGAAGAUACCUAAAAAGCUAGCUCAUAGUUUUGCAGAAGAAUUGAAAACCCCAGAGAAGUGUCCAGAUAUGUGGGCUUAUAUACAUUCAAAAUAAAACAACUCAAGUACUAAGAAGAUCAAACAAGAAAAUCACAAAGGAUGAUAUUUCAGAUUCCCAAGACUCAUCUCCUGCUCCAGAAAGUUCAGACGAAAACCCUACCAUCGAAGAGCAGACUAAAACAUGGCAAACCAGUAUAGAGCAAUAAGAAAGUCCCAGUCAGAGUACGAAAAUC